UUUGACAUACAUAUGUAUGCUUAUGACAUCCUGCUUUCUACCUAAAGUUUUUCAAGAGUUGUAAAUAUAACUUGGCGUCUGGGAAAAGUGCCAACCAACCCCAAAACCCAAACAAAAAAAAGUUGUAAAUAUUUUAUUAAAAGUAUGAUAAGGACCAUGGCUUUCCCUGGCUUGUUAAAUAUAAAUAAGUGCAAUCGACCAGCCUUCACAAGGCUUUUUAGCGAUGAUAAAACAAAGAAUCCCCACCCGAUUCGACGCACGUUAGAACUUCUCACGAAUGAUAUGAGGAAAGUUAAGAAGUUUUUUACUCCCUCAAAGGAAAAGCACGAAGAAAUCUUGGAAGAAAGCCAAGAGCAAAUUUCAUAUGGCAACGAGUUUCAGACACACUGCGACGUUCUUGUUAUUGGUGGUGAAGGUGUAGGAGCUUCCACUGCAUAUUGGUUGAAAAAAAAAGCGCGACAAGGAUUAAAUGUUGUUGUGGUUGAACGUGACUUGCCUCAUUUCAAUAAGGCUUGUUUAACCUUACCAGUGGGUGGCUUGCACCAGCAAUUUCUAUUGCCUGAAAAUAUCGAAAUGGCGCUUUACGGGGCAGAGUUUUUAAGGAAUUCAAAAGAAAAGCUCUGCGUGGAUGUAAAAUUUGAUCCCCAUGGAUUUCUCACCUUAGCUUCUGAAGAAAACGCGGAAACCCUACGAAGUAUGUCUCAAGUACAAAACGAAUUUGGAGCCCGCACACAAAUUCUGACACCAGAGCGUUUGAGACUUAAAUUUCCUUGGCUAAAUACUGAAGAUGUGGCGUUGGGGUGUCUAGCUCUGGAAAAGCAUGGAUGGUUUGAUUCAAACAAUUUAUUAUCAGGGCUAAGGGAUAAAGCUAAAGAAUUUGGUACGCAUUUCUUGAAAGCAGAAUUAAUAGACUUCGAAUUCCAAAGCCAAACAGACAUUAUUGUGGAAGGCGGAGGUACAACUAAUACUUACACGGCGUUGGACAAAGCUAUUAUUAAGAUGCCGAAUGGUGACAAGCGUUCCAUAAAAUUUGCGAUAUGUGUAAUUGCUGCUGGGACAAAUUCUGAGCGAAUUGCUCGAUUAGCAAAAAUUGGCACUGGUGCUGGAAUUUUACAAGUGCCACUACCAAUUCGUCGUCGCCUCUGUCACGGCCAUAUUUUUGGUACGAAUGCCAUUAACGCACCAGGCUUAGCAACACCCUGCAUAAUUGAUUUAAACGGUAAAUACUUUAGAAGAGACGGUUUAACUGGUAACUAUAUUACAGGAUUUAGCUCUUGCCAAGAUUCAGAUUCUGAAAAUGUACCAAAAGAAAAUCAUUUUGAAUCGACUGUUCUGCCUUACCUAACGCACAGAAUGAAAACUUUUAGUAAGCCCCAUGUCACCGAAACUUGGGAAAGUUCUUAUGAAUACAAUGUUUUUGAUGAAAAUGGUAUUAUCGGUCCACAUGCUUAUUAUAAUAAUCUCUACAUUGCGACUGGAUUUUCUGGUCUGGGUUUGCAGUUGGCGCCGGCAGUGGGAAGAGCGAUUUCUGAACUUAUAAUUGAUGGACAAUUUCGCACAAUCGAUUUAACAAGGCUUGGUUUUGACAGAAUCGUUGUGGAUCGACCAAUGUUCGAAUAUGGUUUGAUGUAGAUACUGCAUCAAUAACCUUAGUCGCUUUCAAAAAGAUAAAAUUAUGUAAUACUUGUUCGAUUAAUUGAAAUUGUUAAUAAGGGCAAUAUAAUUGUAAUAAUAAUAAUCACAUCAAGAUUAAACAUUGGGUGCGUUCAGAAAUGCGUCAAGCAAAAGCAUCAGCUGUGUUCCAAUUAGGCAUUAAACUAUGGUUGGGCAUAUCGAACAUUUCCAUCCAUUAUAGUUUAGAAAUAAAAGAGACUGAUGCUCUGGCUUAAUGCAUUUUUGAACACACCCAUUGUUUUGGAAGGGCCUAAUUAAAGAUUAAUCUAAUUUCAA
Messenger RNA from Rhagoletis zephyria (snowberry fruit fly), 1950 nucleotides. RefSeq names its product FAD-dependent oxidoreductase domain containing lethal (2) 37Bb (gene l(2)37Bb). The record is from RefSeq and is a predicted model, not a curated record. Gene Ontology annotation, biological process: mitochondrial respiratory chain complex I assembly. NCBI's taxonomy places the organism in Eukaryota, Metazoa, Arthropoda, Insecta, Diptera, Tephritidae. Gene Ontology annotation, cellular component: cytoplasm.